AUGGAGAAAUUCGGUGUUGAGAACGACUUGGUGAAGGCGAGAGACAGAUUGAACGGUAAACUGCGGCUUAUAGGACGUAUAUUGAACACACAGGAGGUCAACCUAUUGCAAAGAAUGGUGUUUCUAUAUUUUGCAUACGGCUCAAACCUUUUGAGACAGCGUCUUCUUUGCAACCAAUCUGGCCAGCUCAAACGGUUUAAGGGAGUUGGGAAACUGCAGGACUAUGAGCUGAGGUUUAAGGGUUACACUUCAAAGAGCUGGAGUGGUCAUCCGGCCACUAUUGAGGCAUGUCCUGGCUCAGAUGUCUGGGGUGUGGUAUGGGAGUUAGAGGACCAACUGGCACAGGCUCUGGAUGAGCAAGAAAAAUCUUAUGCCAAAUUCUCCGUGUCGGUCACGCUGCAAUCUGGCAUGACUGUGGACUGUGUGACUUACCAGAUGCAGAAAAGAACCGUCGAAGAGACCGGCGUUCCUUCGCCGCAAUACCUGGACGUCAUACGGCGUGGUGCCCGGCAGAACGGACUACCGUCAGAAUACAGGGACUGGCUGGACCGUCAACCUCACAACAAUAACCCGGGACCCGUACCCCUCUACAGAAAGGUCAUGGACCUGAUACAGAACGACCCUUCUUGUAACCAGGAUAUAGACAAGUUAACAUAGCGGAAACACGCUGUUAUCGGAAGUUACUUCCCCUUAUGUCACGCUAACCUUGCUUUUGAUUUCAUAGAGUGUUUUUAAAUUAUUUUAACUAAGUAUGAAAGUUCUCAACAAUCGGUAUUGUAUUGAUAGGCACAUAGCUUACAUCAUCUUGUGGGGGAUCAACGUAUUGCAGGAGCGGUGUAAUCGUUGUGACGCUGUUGUGACAAUUCAGAGGAGAGGAAAGGGUAUUCAUUCACUACGACAUUCAGGUCUUACUUCAGGUCUUACCUUCUUACUUAUCCCACAAAGGGACGCAGUGACCGUGGGAAAGAAUCUGACAGAUAAUCUCUUCUUCUGCACGUACUUGGCGAUCAAAAGUUUUAAAGGAGACCCCAGACGACAAAUAUAGAGUAGCCUGUAUGGAAAGUCUCUUAGGUGGUGGUCUUGAUUAUUGUAGCGCUGUUUUUCCUCACACUGGUACCUAAUAAAACUUUAAUGUUUUCC
Molecule: messenger RNA, 1140 nt
Organism: Liolophura sinensis
Lineage: Eukaryota; Metazoa; Mollusca; Polyplacophora; Chitonida; Chitonidae
Product: gamma-glutamylcyclotransferase-like
Molecular function (GO): gamma-glutamylcyclotransferase activity
Source: RefSeq, a predicted model, not a curated record